CUACGAUCGAUUUGUAUCUCUCAACUCAACUAACUGCUGGUCCAGCCCGGAGAUUACCAUAAUAUUAACUAAUACCUGUUUGAAAACGCCGUUCUGACAACUUCCUAAGGGUCAGACCAUGAACCUUUAAUCUCUUGCUCUUUAGACUUGUUACUUCCGUCACUUUUGCCGAAGCAUACCUAUAUCACAUCACCGCUCCUCUUAUCUUGGUUUCCUCUGAUUUCCGCCGGCGUCGCGAGCUGUUCGCAGUCAACAGUAUACAACCAUCCUCUCGGAAGGGUGGUGCUAUUCUAUCCUAAUUUAUCGAUGAUUUACGCGGGAUACUCGUCAUAAAUAAUCGCGAUGGAGGUCGCCUCUUCCGCGGUGUCGAACGGUGUUCCCGCUGCGCCACAAGGAGCGUUGGUAGAUUCGAAUAUAAUAGUGCAAUAUUUGGUAGAGGUGUUGCAGGUUACUUUGGGCGCGCUGAAAAGCGAACUUGAAGGCCCUGGCAGCCUGCUGUCAAAGCCAAAGUAUAACGAAACUGUGCAACGGUGUGCGCGAUUCGCCUCAGAGUCCCAGCCCGCCCUCUAUGUACAGAAAGAUCUGAUCGCCUCUGAGGAUGCAAAUGGGACGGCAGACGGUGAGGAACCGGCCGUACAAUAUGUUUAUAAUCUUUCUAGCGAAAUUUCCUCCUCCUCAACCACCGUUGCGUCGGUUGCCUUCAUUAAACGCCCUGCGGCCAUUGAUCCGUCGCUCCCCAUAUCGUCGCAGAUCCAGGUUAUAAACUUCCCCGGCUUGGCAACGCCGAACGAUGCUCAAGCUCAACAAGGAACCUCGCUCUCGCCGUAUGAGAUCCUACACCUCUUUGUUCACCAUGGGUUGAGUCCAUAUUUUGAAGCAUGCACCCGCAACCAAGACGCCGCUACUGGUUCCAAGCCGAGGACGGAUACAGAGGUGAAAACUGGGGUACCCGCCACCAAGAAGAAAUUCGCGGAACUGGAACUAGGUCUUCGCCAUCUUCAGCAGAAUGUUGAGAUCCCUGCUUUGAACCUUCCUCUGCAUGAGGUUGUGCAAACCGCCCUCAUUGAGGCAGAAAAGCGAGGUGUCAAGCCCUCGGUUGAACUUAUCGAUUCUACACUACUUGAGAGCAGCACUUUCAUUAACAGCAUCCAAAACAAUGUAAAUGCCUGGAUUAGAUCUAUCCAGACAAUCACAAAGAUGUCACGCGACGCCGAUAGCGGCUCAGCAGCCCAGGAAAUCAAUUUCUGGCUGUCGAUGGAGACUGCUCUUGAAGGGAUCGAGAACCAACUGCGUGGGGAUGGGGUUCAGUUGACCAUGGAUAUCCUGCGCCAUGCGAAGCGCUAUCAAGCUACUCUGAGUUUUGUAGCCGAUACUGGGUUGCGCGAGGCUACUGACUUGGUUCAGAAAUAUAAUCAGCUUAUGCGCGACUUCCCUCUGGACGAACUCCUUUCUGCAACCUCGUUGCAGAAGGUUCAAGAGUCCCUCAGCCUGAUUUUCAACCACCUCAAUAAGAAAUUGAAAAUCUGUCCCUACCCGAUCAAGCGCGCUCUAGCGCUUGUGGAAGCAAUCUCUGGUGACCUUGACUCGCAGAUACACACCCUUCUGCACGGCCAGACAAUCUUGCAUCUGGAUUACCGUGAGUUCCGAUCCUUGAUGAAGACUGCGGGUGCUAUUUGGCGGACCUGGGACGAAAACCUCAAGGAGUUUACGAAUGUUGCCCGUGAAUCAACACGACGCCGAAACGAAAAGUUCAUCCCUAUCAAGAUUGCCGCGCGCCAUGAGAAGACUCAGGAGCGAUUGAAAUACAUCAACACGUUCCGUGUUAACCACGAACAACUGCAGCGAACGAUUGUCAAUGUUCUUGGCCCGAAGAGCUCUUCCGCCGGGGAUACACCAGGCGGGGCAAGCUCUGAUGGAGCCGUGAUUGUCGAGGAGAUUGGAGACGUCGAUGCCGUUGAAGAAGUUGCACAGGCCUACGCUGCUCUUAAGAACGUGGAUGUGCUCGAUGUGUCUUCAGUAGGAACCCAGAAUUGGAUCAAAGAGGAGAUUGCCUAUAACGAGCGCACCUCUCGUGUUGAAAACUCCAUUAUCGCCCGUCUGCGGGACCGUCUUGCAACCGCAAAGAAUGCGAACGAAAUGUUCCGCGUAUUUUCAAAGUUCAAUGCCCUUCUUGUUCGUCCUAAGAUUAGGGGUGCUAUUGGCGAAUACCAAACCCAACUUAUCGAAAACGUCAAGCAGGAUAUCUCUGCAUUGCACGAGCGGUUUAAGCAACAAUAUGGUCACUCAGAAGCACACGCCAUGGCACAACUGCGAGACCUUCCACCUGUAUCGGGUGCUAUUGUUUGGGCACGCCAGAUAGAGCGGCAAUUGGAUGGGUACAUGCGUAAGGUCGAGGAUGUUCUUGGAGAGGACUGGCACCUGCAUUCCGAGGGUCAAAAACUCCAGUCCGAGAGUAAUUUGUUCCGAAAGAAGCUGGAUACACGUCCCGUCUUUGAGUCAUGGUUACAUGAUGUUCAGCGGCGCCAUAUCACAAUUUCUGGCCGACUUUUCAAUGUUGUCCGUAGCAGAGCCGCUGGCAACACCUUGGAGCUCACAGUGAACUUUGAUGCUCAAAUUAUUGCCCUAUUUAAGGAAGUCAGGAAUCUGAUCUGGCUCAACUUCCAGGUUCCCCAUGCUGUCAGCAACAUCUCGAAAGAAGCCAAGCGAGUGUAUCCAUAUGCCAUAAGUCUGAUGGAAAGCGUCCGUACUCUCCUUCAGACGAACCGCUCUAUCCUGUCUAUGACAGAUGUUGCAAUUCUUUUGAACGGUUAUAUAAACGAUGCACAAAGUAUGAUCGUGAAGGGCAUCCCAUUACGGUGGGAAUCAUUUGUUCACUCUUAUGAGCUGCAUGUCAAGCAAUCAGCGUUGGCAAAUGGUGCUCUUGAUUCCGUGAUUUCCAGUAGAGGUGAAAGUAAACACGUACAAUUUGUACGCGAGUUUGCUGGAUCCGCGUCUGUUCUGCAGUCCAAGACGGCUGUUUUGACUUCGAUCAACGAGAAUAUCCAGAAAGCGAUUCUAGAACUGAAAUCCUGUCCAUAUGAAACCUCCGCUUUCAGGCAGCGCUUGGACGCCAUUCAGGUGUCUGUGGAUAAACUGAACUUGGAAAAUUAUGUCAAUCUUGGAUACUGGGUGCAUAACCUGAACCAAAGGAUCGAGACUAUUCUUCGGGAGCGUCUUCACCGGGCAAUUCGGGAAUGGAUCAACUCAUUCCAGGAAGCGAAGAACGGCCAGCAGACCCUACCGGCGCCCAGUGGAACCGUGAAUCCUGCAACUGGAGAAAUCGAAGUUCCAAUGUACCAUAUUGAAUUCCCUGGGCUUACUCACGAGAUUUCCAUGCGCAAUCAAGUUCUCCAUCUCGACCCGCCUCUCCAGUUUGCCCGUGCAACUUGGUUCUCGCACUUUGAUAAUUGGCUUGGCAUUAUUUGUAGUCUUGAGAAGAUCAAUUCUUCUCGGUAUCAGAUUUCCAUUGAUGUGCAGAAAGUCCAGUUGUCCGAGUCCUGUUUCGCCGAUCUUCCACAGCACUGUACCCAGGAGUUGAACCACGUCUACAAUGCUAUUGAGACUAGACUCAAGGAAGUCUCUGAAUAUGUUGACAAGUGGUUGCAAUUCCAGUCUCUUUGGGAUCUGCAGUCUGAACAAGUUUACGACAUCUUGGGCGAUGACCUGUCCCAGUGGCUUCAGCUUCUUCAAGAAAUCCGCAAAAGCAGGGCCACCUUCGACACUUCUGAAGUUAGUCGGUCAUUCGGUAACAUCCGCAUUGAUUACGAACAAGUCCAAACAAGGGUCAAUGCCAAGUACGACCAAUGGCAGCACGAAAUGCUACUCAAAUUUGGUUCUAAACUUGGAAACCGUAUGCGUGAAGUUCAUUUAGAGAUCGCUACGGCUCGACGCGACCUAGAAGGGCAGACUCUGGAGGCAGCUUCCACAGCCCAUGCAGUUUCUUUCAUCACAAUUGUACAACAGUGCAAGCGCAAGGCAAGAGUGUGGGAGCCGGAGGUUGAUCUCUUCCGACAGGGUCAGGCUACGCUCGCUCGACAACGUUACCAAUUCCCUAGCGACUGGCUGCAUGUAGAGAAUGUUGAUGGCGAGUGGGAAGCUCUUAAUGAACUACUCGCUCGGAAGAGCAAGAUCGUCCAGGAUCAGACGGACGCGUUGCGAGCAAAGAUUAUAGCUGAAGACAAGGUCAUCAGCGACAAGAUUGCUGAAGUGAUUGCCCAGUGGAAUGAAGAGAAACCUGUGUCAGGAACUAUUCCGCCUGACGAGGCGUCUCGCUCCCUGAGCUCAUUCCAGUCACGCCUUGAGUCUCUCCAGGCUGAGUUUGACAUGGUCUCCAAAGCUAAAGAGGCUCUGGAUCUGCCUGCAAGCGCAGAAUCUUCCUUGCCUGCAAUUUUGGAAGAAGUCCAAGAUUUUAUGUCCGUUUGGGCCGCUUUGUCGACUAUUUGGAAGAGCCUUAACGAGCUAAGGGAUAUGCUCUGGACAAGUGUUCAGCCAAGGAAACUACGUCAAUCCAUUGAUGGCCUGAUUAAGAUGACCAAGGAGAUGCCCAGUCGUAUGAGACAGUAUGCUGCAUUCGAACAUAUCCAAAAUGUUCUCCGACAACUUCUGAAGGUCAACCCUCUGCUUUCUGAUAUGAAGUCUGAAGCAGUACGUGAGAGGCAUUGGCAGAAGAUUUACAAAUCCCUCAAGCCAGGAAAGAGGUUCUCGCUCGUUUCUCUAACCCUUGGAGAUGUUUGGGAUCUCCAGCUUACAGCUAGCGAGGUUGUCAUCCGUAAUAUCAUCGCACAGGCUCAAGGUGAAAUGGCACUGGAGGAGUUUUUGAAGUCUGUUCGCGAGACCUGGCAAAAUUACUCACUGGACCUCAUCAAUUACCAGAACAAGUGCCGCUUGAUUCGUGGAUUUGAUGAUCUUUUUGCGAAGUGCAGCGAGAAUCUAAACUCCCUCCAGGCUAUGCGACACUCCCCAUACUACAAAGAGUUCGAAGAGGACGCUUCUUCUUGGGAGGACAAACUAAACCGUGUUCAUGUUCUGUUCGACGUGUGGAUUGAUGUUCAGAGACAGUGGGUUUACCUUGAAGGUGUCUUCACAGGCAACGCCGAUAUUAAGCAUCUUCUGCCUCUGGAGUCGAGCCGCUUCCAAAACAUCAACUCCGAGUUCUUUGCUGUGAUGAAGAAAGUAUACAAGUCUCCCUUUGUUCUCGAUGUUCUUGCAAUCAACGGUGUCCAGAAGUCACUGGAGAGAUUGGCGGAAUUACUCAACAAGAUCCAGAAAGCCUUGGGUGAAUAUUUGGAGAGAGAGCGUGUUUCCUUCCCUCGAUUCUACUUUGUUGGUGAUGAAGAUUUGCUUGAGAUCAUUGGUAACAGUAACGAUAUUUUCCGUGUUGCCAAGCACUUUAAGAAAAUGUUUGCUGGAUUGUCCGGCGUGCUGAUGGACGACGAUAGUAAUAUCGUUGGGUUUACCUCUAAGGAAGGCGAAGAAGUCAGACUAAAGAAGGAAGUCAGCCUUGUGAAGACCCCAAGAAUUAAUGACUGGCUUACGGCCCUUGAAAGCAACAUGAAAUCAACGUUAGCAGAACUUCUUGCCGAAGCUGUGGAACAGUUCGACCCUCUUUACAACUCCCACGAAGUUGACCGAACUGCGUUCGACGACUUCAUUGCCAAUUACCCUGCCCAGGUAGUCGUGCUUGCUAGUCAAGCAGUCUGGACUAAUGAGGUACAAAAGUCUUUAGAGAACGGCGGAACCAAUUUGCCAGCCCUAUACGAUGCUCAGGUCCGAGUGCUAGAGCUACUCGCUGUAACUGUUCUUGGCGAUUUGGAUGCCAUUACGCGAAAGAAGUGUGAGCAUCUUAUCACGGAGUUUGUUCACCAGCGCGACGUCAUCUCCAAGCUCAUUUCCUCGAACGCAACUGCCCCAUCGCACUACCUCUGGCUCCUUCAAAUGCGCUAUGUGUACAAUGCCGAAGGUGACUUCCUGCAGCGGCUCUACGUUCACAUGGCUAAUGCCAAACUCAACUACGGUUUUGAGUACUUGGGUGUUCCUGAACGUCUUGUUCGGACGCCGCUUACCGAUCGCUGUUUCCUCACCCUUACUCAGGCCCUGUGCCAACGACUUGGUGGCUCUCCGUACGGCCCUGCAGGUACCGGAAAAACAGAAUCAGUCAAAGCACUCGGUCUCCAGCUCGGUCGGUUUACCCUCGUCUUCUGCUGUGACGACACGUUCGAUUUCCAAGCCAUGGGCCGUAUUUUCCUCGGUAUUUGUCAGGUCGGUGCGUGGGGUUGUUUCGACGAGUUCAACCGUCUCGAAGAAAGAAUUCUAUCCGCGGUCUCCCAGCAAAUCCAAAACAUUCAAAUUGGACUUAGAAACGGGGAAAGCGAUGACAAGACUCAGAUUGAACUGGUUGGUAGACGGUUGAGUGUGAACCCCAACACUGGUAUCUUUAUCACUAUGAACCCUGGAUACGCUGGACGAUCCAAUCUCCCCGACAAUUUGAAGAAGCUCUUCAGAAGUGUGGCAAUGUCCAAGCCCGACAAAGAGCUUAUUGCAGAGGUCAUGCUCUUCUCGCAAGGUUUCAAGCAAGCCAAGCGUCUCUCGAAGCAGACUGUACCAUUUUUCGACCACUGCGCGUCUCAGUUAUCGAAACAAGCCCAUUACGACUUUGGUCUCCGUGCUCUUAAGAGUGUUUUGGUUAGCUCUGGAGGUCUCAAGCGUACUCGUAUUGCAAAUUCUGACGGUGACCUCGGCCCCGAUGAGAUUGUUGAACCCCAAAUUAUCGUCCAAAGUCUUCGUGAAACUAUCGCCCCUAAGCUCAUUCGCGACGAUGUUAGCCGAAUGCUCGCCAUCCAAGAACAAGAUUUUGCUGGUGUAGAAUACGUUCCAGCGAACUAUGAGAAACUUACUGCUGCUAUCAGAGAGAUUGCUCAAGAAAGACACUUCGUUGAUAGCGAAAUGUGGAUCUCGAAGGCUCUUCAAUUGUAUCAGAUUCAAAGCAUUCAUCACGGUGUUAUGAUGGUGGGUAAAUCUGGAUCAGGAAAAUCCUCAGCGUGGAAGAUUCUCCUACAGGCACUCCAACGCAUCGAAGGAGUUGAAGGUGUCUCUCACAUCAUUGAUUCCAAGGUCAUGUCGAAGGAGGCGCUUUACGGUAGCUUGGACAGCACCACCAGAGAAUGGUCAGAUGGUCUAUUCACGGGUAUCCUAAGAAAGAUCGUGGACAACCUUCGUGGCGAAGACUCAAAGCGUCACUGGAUUGUAUUUGAUGGUGAUGUCGAUCCAGAAUGGGUUGAAAACUUGAACAGUGUUCUGGAUGACAAUAAGCUGCUGACACUGCCAAACGGAGAGCGCCUGAACCUACCUCCAAAUGUCCGCAUCAUGUUUGAAGUAGAGAGCCUCAAGUACGCUACACUGGCUACAGUUAGUCGUUGUGGUAUGGUUUGGUUCAAUGAGGACACUGUGACACCUGCUAUGAUUGUCUCCAACUACGUUGAAUCGCUGAAGACGAAGACUUUCGAGGACUUGGACGAUGACAGCGCUCCUGCAGGCCAAGCGGCAGUUAAAACCCAGGAUUCUCAGAAUCUCUUGUCCACCAUCCUUUCGCAACUACUCCAGACAGACGACCUCAUCCUGAAGACUCUCGAGGAAGCUAAGAAAUGCAACCAUAUCAUGGAAUUCACCGAGAUACGUGCCCUCAACACGCUGUUCAGUCUUCUGAACAAGGCUUGCCGAAAUGUCCUCGAAUACAAUAUCCAACAUGUCGAUUUCCCACUUGAUCAAGAUCAGAUAGAGUCCUACAUUUCCAAAAAGCUUCUUCUUGCACUCGUCUGGUCCUUCACUGGAGACUGCCCGUUGGCAGAUCGGAAGUCUUUUGGAGAGUUUGUCUCUGGCUUGACCACGACUGACCUCCCCGUUGAAGCUAAUGCUUCUCUCAUUGACUUUGAUAUUACUCUCCCGAAAGCACAGUGGACAAGCUGGCAAUCCCAGGUUCCAUCUAUCGAUAUCAAUACCCAUUCCAUCACUCAAACGGACGUGGUUAUUCCAACCGUUGAUACAGUUCGUCACGAGGACGUUCUCUACUCAUGGCUCGCUGAACAUAAGCCACUUUUGCUCUGUGGUCCCCCGGGUUCUGGUAAAACAAUGACUCUUUUUGCUGCUCUUCGCAAACUUCCAAAUAUGGAGGUUGUUGGUCUCAACUUCUCGAGUGCCACAACUCCCGAUCUCCUGAUCAAGACCUUUGAGCAAUACUGUGAAUACAAGAAGACAUUAAACGGAGUUGUCAUGUCUCCAAGUCAGAUUGGCAGGUGGCUUGUUAUUUUCUGCGACGAAAUUAACUUGCCUGCCCCUGAUCGCUACGGAACCCAGCGCGCAAUCUCUUUCUUGCGCCAACUUGUCGAACAGAACGGCUUCUGGAGAACGUCAGACAGAACUUGGGUUACCUUGGACCGCAUCCAAUUCGUCGGUGCGUGCAAUCCUCCGACAGAUGCUGGACGUACUCCGAUGGCCGAGCGAUUCCUCCGUCAUUCUCCCUUGAUCAUGGUUGAUUAUCCUGGCGAGAUCUCACUCAUGCAAAUCUACGGAACAUUCAACUCCGCGAUUCUGAAGAUUCUUCCCCUACUGCGUGGUUUCUCUGAAUCACUUACUAAGGCUAUGGUCCGCUUCUACUUGGAAUCUCAAGCUAGGUUUACACCUAAGAUCCAACCCCACUAUGUGUACUCCCCUCGUGAACUUACCCGAUGGGUUCGCGGUGUGUACGAAGCUAUUAAGCCACUCGAGAGUCUGUCUGUCGAAGGGUUGGUCCGGAUCUGGGCACAUGAAGCUCUACGUCUUUUCCAGGAUCGUCUCGUCACUGAAGAAGAGAGGAGUUGGACUGCUGAUGCUGUUCGCCGAAUUGCGCUUGACAAUUUCCCCACAAUCGAUGAGGAACAAGCUCUUAAGGGGCCUAUUCUGUUCUCAAACUGGCUGUCCAAGCACUACGUUCCUGUCGAGCAAGAGCGAUUGCGUGAGUUUGUGAAAGCACGUCUCAAGACAUUCUGCGAGGAGGAGGUCGACGUGCCACUCGUCCUAUUCAAUGAUGUCUUAGAGCAUGCUCUCCGCAUUGACAGAGUCUUCCGUCAACCACAAGGUCAUCUCAUUCUCAUUGGAGUGAGCGGAAGUGGUAAGACUACAUUGUCUCGCUUCGUUGCGUGGAUGAACGGCUUGAAGGUGUUCCAGAUCAAGGUUCAUGGAAAGUACUCCUCAGAAGACUUUGAUGACGAUUUGAGGACUGUUCUGCGCCGUGCAGGCUGUAAAGGUGAAAAGAUUUGUUUCAUCAUGGACGAGGCAAAUGUUCUUGACUCUGGAUUCCUGGAGCGCAUGAAUACCCUCUUAGCUAACGCUGAAGUUCCUGGUCUCUUUGAAGGAGACGAAUUCUCUUCUCUUAUGACAGGAUGUAAGGAAGGUGCUCAACGGCAGGGUCUUCUCCUCGAUACCCAAGAAGAACUCUACAAAUGGUUUACCCAACAAAUUGUGAAGAACCUGCAUGUUGUUUUCACUAUGAAUCCUCCUGAAGAAGGACUAUCGUCGAAGGCUGCAACCAGUCCCGCAUUGUUCAACCGUUGCGUUCUCAACUGGAUGGGCGACUGGUCUGACCAGGCUCUUUUCCAGGUUGGCUCCGAACUUACACAAUCGGUUGACCUAGAUAAGUCAAAUUUUGUUGCUCCUGACAGCAUACCAGUGGCUUACCGCGAACUGAGCCUUCCUGCGUCCCAUCGCGAUGCAGUCGUAAAUGCCAUGGUGUACAUCCAUUAUUCCCUCCAGAGGUUCAAUCAACGCCUUCAGAAGCAGCAAGGGAAGACAACAUACCUCACUCCUCGCCAUUACCUCGAUUUUGUCGCUCAGUAUGUGAAGCUCUUUAAUGAAAAACGCGAAGAUCUAGAGGAGCAACAAAGACACUUGAACGUUGGUUUGGAGAAACUGAGGGACACUGUCGACAAAGUCAGCGAUCUCCGUGCCAGUCUGGCCCAGAAGAAGAUGCAACUUGAAAAGAAAGACACGGAGGCUAACGAAAAGCUCCAACGUAUGGUUGCUGAUCAGCGGGAAGCAGAACAACGGAAGGCAGUAUCCCUCGAGGUCCAGGCAGCUUUGGAGAAGCAGGAACAAGAAGUAGCUCGCCGCAAGGAAGUUGUUCUCAACGACCUUGCCAGGGCUGAACCAGCAGUUAUAGAAGCCCAGAAAAGUGUCAGCAACAUCAAACGUCAACACCUUACUGAAGUUCGUUCUAUGGGUAAUCCCCCUGCAAGUGUUCGACUUGCUCUCGAGGCCGUUUGUACUCUACUGGGCCACAAGGUCGAUAGCUGGAAGACAAUCCAAGGAAUUGUGCGAAAAGACGAUUUCAUUGCUAGUAUCGUCAACUAUGACAAUGAGAGACAGAUGACAAGAAACCACAGGCUGAAGAUGCAGAGCGAGUUUCUUUCCAAGGAGGACUUUACCUAUGAGAGAGUCAACCGCGCCAGUAAGGCCUGCGGUCCUUUGGUUCAGUGGGUUGAGGCCCAGGUCAACUACUCGGAGAUCUUGGACCGGGUUGGACCUUUGCGUGAGGAGGUGGACCAGCUUGAAGAGCAAGCAUUGCAGACGAAGGCUGAAGCACAGGCCAUCGAAAACACAAUCAACGACCUCGAGAGCAGUAUUGCCACCUACAAGGCUGAAUAUGCUGCCCUCAUCAGUGAGACACAAGCAAUAAAAACUGAGAUGUCGAGGGUGCAAUUCAAGGUUGACCGAAGUGUACGCCUGCUGGACAGCUUGGCAUCGGAACGUACACGUUGGGAAGAAGGAAGCAAAUCUUUUGAGACGCAAAUCAGCACCUUGGUGGGUGAUGUUCUAAUUGCAGCAGCAUUCCUUGCCUAUGCUGGUUUCUACGACCAGCAGUUCCGAAAGGCAAUGAUUGAUGACUGGGUUAACCAGCUGGUUCAAUCUGGAAUCAACUUGAAGCCACACAACCCCAUCACAGAGUACCUGUCGAAUGCGGAUGAACGUCUGACCUGGCAAGAUCACUCACUGCCAGUCGAUGACCUUUGUACCGAGAACGCCAUUAUCCUUAAGCGAUAUAACAGAUACCCGCUCAUCAUUGACCCCUCUGGCCGUGUUACCGAGUUCUUGCAGAAAGAAAGCUCAGACAGAAAACUGACCGUGACGAGCUUUCUGGAUGAUUCUUUUGUGAAGCAGUUGGAAAGUGCCUUGCGUUUCGGAAAUCCGAUCCUGAUUCAGGAUGCAGAGUAUCUGGACCCAAUUAUCAACCACGUGUUGAAUAAGGAAUACCAAAAAACUGGAGGACGUGUUCUCAUUCAAUUGGGCAAACAGGAGAUCGAUUUCUCACCUGCAUUCAAGCUCUUCCUGUCAACGAGAGAUCCCUCUGCAUCUUUCCCACCAGACGUUUGCAGUAGAACCACCUUUGUGAACUUCACUGUGACACAAAGCAGUUUGCAGACUCAGUCACUGAACGAAGUGCUGAAGUUUGAGCGCCCUGAUGUUGACGCCCGUCGCACAGACCUGGUCAAGUUGCAAGGUGAAUUUAAGAUCCAUCUGCGUCAGCUAGAGAAGCGCCUGUUGCAGGCUCUCAACGAAUCCCGCGGCAACAUCCUCGACGAUGAUAACGUCAUUGAGACACUCGAAACGCUCAAAAAAGAAGCUGCAGAAAUCUCCAAGAAGAUGGUCGAAACCGAAGGAGUCAUGACCGAAGUGGAGAAUAUUACGCUCAAGUACAGCAUCAUCGCCAAAUCCUGCAGCGCCGUGUUCGCGGUACUGGAGCAGCUUCAUCAUAUCAACCACUUUUACCAAUUCUCCCUCCAAUACUUUGUCGAUAUCUUCAACUCGGUCCUAUACCAAAACAAACGUCUCGCACAAGAAAAGGACCACUCCGCACGAGUUCAAAUCAUUCUCCGGGAUCUGUUCAUCACUACCUACCAACGUACGUCCUUGGGGCUGAUCCAAAAGGAUCGUAUUACAUUCGCAAUGCUUCUCGCGCAAGCUGCGCCCUACGCUAUGGACAAGAGCAUCAUUGAUAACAUCUUAGAUGAAUCAAUUGCGGGUGCUGAUCUUUCCUCCAGCCCUGAUCUCAAGGAACAAGUCAUGGGCCGGGUCUCAAACAUGUCACUCUUCAGGUCACAUGCUUCCACAGUAUCUGCAGAACAAUGGGAUCAGUUCUUCAAUGAAGAGCUAGCAGAAAACGUAGUUCCUGCUGUGUGGGACGAAAACACAAACGAAUUCGAUCAAUUGCUCCGAACCCUACUACUUGUUAAGAUAUGCAGGAUGGACCGAUUCGUCCCAGCUGCAGAACGAUUCAUUGUGGCAGUGUUCAGCCGCGAGCUGUUUGAAGGAAGCACUGAUCUAAGAGAUAUUGUUGACCAAGUAAACGCUACCACGCCAAUCUCCCUCAGCUCCAGCCCUGGUUUUGAUGCCAGCUACAAAGUCGAUGCUCUUGUUGAGCGUAUGCAGGCAACUUGUGCAAACAUUGCUAUGGGUUCCAACGAAGGUCUGGAGUCUGCCGACAAAGCGAUUAACAAUGCUGCCGCCGCUGGAACCUGGGUACAGGUCAAGAACGUUCAUCUUGCGCCCUCAUGGCUCCAAAGCUUGGAGAAGCGUCUGGAGUCACUCAAGCCCCACAAAGACUUUAGGCUGUUCCUUUCCAUGGAAUCCAGUCCCAAGAUCCCCGUCAACCUCAUCCGUGCUUCUCGAGUUCUCAUGUUCGAGCAGCCAGCUGGUGUGCGCGCCAAUAUGAAAGAUUCCCUGUCUUCCUUGACCACACGCGCGAGCAAGGCUCCUGUCGAGAAGGCUCGUGUGUAUGUCCUCCUGUGCUUCCUGCAUGCCGUUGUUCAAGAGAGACUUCGUUACGCUCCAAGUCUGGGCUGGAAAGGUUUCUGGGAGUUCAAUGAUAGUGAUUAUGAAUGCUCUGCCCUUAUUAUCGAUUACUGGGUUGACAGCAUCGCUCAAGGACGAUCUAAUGUGGCGCCUCAAAAACUCCCAUGGGACAUGAUUCGGACCCUGGUAACCGAGAUGUACGGUGGCAAGGUCGAUGACCAUGAAGACUUCCAGCAACUACAGCGCCUGGUGCAUAGCUUCCUCACUCCUGCAGCUUUCGAAGACGAGUAUAAACUUGUCUCUGGAGUUGAAAACGACGAAUGUCUCACGCUCCCCGGACAAACGAGCAUCCGGGACUUUGUCGAGUGGGUGAAUAGACUUCCGGAGAGAGAACCGCCCACGUAUCUCGGCCUCCCAGCUAAUGCUGAGAAACUGUUGCUAGUCGGACACGGGAAAAAGAUGAUCUCGGAUCUGGCCAAGGUGACAUCUCUACUAGACGAAGGAGAGCAGCUGAUGAUCGAUGCUUAAGGAGCAUCCCUCGCCUUAGAUUGUUUAAUAUUUUUCUCUUCUUGAUGUUUUUGGUUCACUCAUAGCCAUUUUGCUAUGGGCAGAGACUGGCAUCUAAUUAUUUCCCCAGCACAAUUCCUUGUAAUGAUUCUCUGUUAUUUCACCCAUACAUUACUUUGAUCCUUGUAUUAUACUAUUUGUGCUAGUCUGGAUAUUCUCUUCUUAUUGUCCUUUCCUAGUGUACUUUUUUCAAUUAGAAACCAUAGACUUUCAUUACAUUCAAAUCUGAUCUGUAUUAUCC
Messenger RNA from Aspergillus ochraceoroseus IBT 24754, 13666 nucleotides. Its product is annotated as dynein heavy chain. Lineage: Eukaryota; Fungi; Ascomycota; Eurotiomycetes; Eurotiales; Aspergillaceae. The coding region runs from base 343 to 13386 and encodes 4347 amino acids. The record is from RefSeq and is a predicted model, not a curated record. Gene Ontology annotation, molecular function: minus-end-directed microtubule motor activity; ATP binding; dynein intermediate chain binding. Gene Ontology annotation, cellular component: dynein complex. Gene Ontology annotation, biological process: microtubule-based movement. The transcript has 3 exons.